This is a messenger RNA of Prunus avium (sweet cherry), 366 nucleotides long. Lineage: Eukaryota; Viridiplantae; Streptophyta; Magnoliopsida; Rosales; Rosaceae. The record is from RefSeq and is a predicted model, not a curated record.
AUGUAUGGGUACCUUGACUCCAACUACCUGGCGACCGGUUAUGUUACAACAAAAACUGAUGUUUAUAGCUUUGGUGUGCUUUUACUUGUAUUCUUGAUGCGACGAGAAGCUGUGGAUAGAAACUCAGGACAUGAGGAACUUACUAAAGAUCCGAAACUUAAUGUUUCUGAUGGACAGAUUCAAAUAGAGACAAUUGCGGACCGUAAAAUCCUUGAGGAAGUCAGGGGAGAUGAGCAAGCACAACAGCAACUGAAGGAUUUCCUAGCACUGGUAUUGUUGUGCAUCCAACUCAAAACUGAAGCAGGGCCAGAUAUGAUUGAUGUGGCCAAAGAACUCGUACGAAUUGAAAAGUCUAUCUUGCCUUAG